AUGUCAGAACCGGUCAGAUGGUUCAGAGGUUCAGAAGGGUCAGAACAUCUGUGGCCUUCAAUGUUCAAUACGCCUCGGAUUUUAACACGUGACGUUACUACAGUCUAGAUCGUCUAGAUAUUCACUCAAUAUGGAUAUUUUUGUAUUUCUAGUGCUUAGUGGGGUUGUUUUUCUGCUUUUUUAUGUACUGGCACUGUUGUUUGUUGACUGUGACUUCGCUCUGGCUUGGGCUGAGAAGUUCGGGAAACCCAUUGAUUGCCUGGCAGGCAAAGUUGUGUGGAUCACUGGAGCCUCUAGUGGGAUUGGAGAGCACAUAUCUCUUGCAUUGGCACGUGCAGGAGUAAAACUUGUUCUGUCAGCUCGAAGAGAACAUGAACUGGAGAGAGUCAAGCAGAACUGUCUCAAAAUUGGGAAGAAUCUCACAGAGGAAGACAUUUUAAUUUUGCCAAUGGACAUGACGGCAGUGGAGAACCACAGUGAAUGCUUCCACCAAGUCAUCAGUCAUUUUGGACAGUUGGACAUUCUAGUUAACAAUGCUGGUCGAUCGCAGAGAGCCAACUGGGAAGACAUUGAUCUGGCUGUCGACAAGGAGAUGUUUGACCUCAAUGUGUUUGGGGUGUUGUCUCUGUCUCGUAUAGCAGUGAAGUACUUCAUGAAGAUGAAAGUAGGACACAUUGUUGUAACAUCAAGUCUUGUUGGUGUGAAUGCAACACCAUUCCCUUUCUCUGCCAGUUACGCUGGUGCUAAGCAUGCACUUCAUGGUUAUUUCAAUGCGCUGCGCUCAGAAAAAAUACUGAGCAACAUAAAUGUAACACUGUUGUGCCCUGGACCAGUGUUCAGUAACUUCCUUGCAGAGAGCUUCACUGACAGACCUGGGGAGAAAUUUGGCAAGGCUGUGCAACCAACUGAUCGGCGCAUGUCCGUUGAACGAUGUGGGCACUUGUGUGCUGUGGCAAUUGCAAACAAGCUGAAUGAGGCAUGGAUAUCCCUGUUACCGUAUAUUCCUCUCUGUUACAUAUUUGUUUAUUAUCCAAACAUAGGAGAUCAUAUGAUGCGUCUUUUGGGUCCAAACUUCUUUCUCAAGAUACGGGACACACAAGUGAAAAUGGAAACCAAAACCGAAUAAAAAUAUACAGAUUAAUUAUGGCAUUUACUAAUAUGGUGGAAUUCCCAUCUAAUGUUCCUAAGUUUUCCCUCGUGUAAAGCUUAAUUUAAUGUUCCCAGAUCAAUAUUUUCAUUGUUAAAUUCUGUCCAUUUAAGAUUCUCCUCAUUUUAGUUUUGAAAUCCAGUGCUCCAUAAAGAAACUUUAAAUGGGGAUUUUAUUGUAUUUGCAUUACUUGGAUAAGGGAAAGAAUGAACAUAGUUGGUUCUGAUUCAAGUCAUCCACCUGUUGCUCCUUACAUCCCCUCCACUGACACCAGUAG
Molecule: messenger RNA, 1424 nt
Organism: Cryptotermes secundus
Lineage: Eukaryota; Metazoa; Arthropoda; Insecta; Blattodea; Kalotermitidae
Product: dehydrogenase/reductase SDR family member 7
Exons: 7
Coding region: 131-1126 (331 amino acids)
Molecular function (GO): oxidoreductase activity
Source: RefSeq, a predicted model, not a curated record